AUGUUCCUCCGUCGGUGGUCUGGUCUCCCCAAAGACCCUAUCUUCUCAUCUAACUUGAAGGAUCUUGGCUAUUUCAUCAACGACCAAGAUGAGAUCCGCAACAUCAAGGAACCCAAUUACUACUUCAAGUACUAUCUCACCAAGAACGGCCGCGUCAAUGAUCGCCAGCGCUUUCAUUUCAAUGGCAAGUACCUAUUAUUAAAAGUCCUGCUACCUCUCGGCGUCGAGCCAACCUUGCCCAGCGUCACCAUCUUCACGAGUGCCGAUCUUGCCUCUGCCUCGCGCGUGGUCGUGAUCUUUGGCGAGCCCAGCCAGGAUCUCGGCAACUUGGCCCUUCGCGUCGUCAACGGCCCAGGCGGUAUCAGCAAGGGUAGCAUGGUCUCGGUCGUUCAGGCGAUCAACCGCCAGAGAGCUUCGCCGUCCGACGAUGGUCCUACCGGAAUCAUUAUCGCCAACACGGGUGAGCUCUGGUGGUGGCCCGAAGGCAAAAAGGCUCUGAGCCCGACCUCGGCUAUGGCCGUUCCCAGGAAGAGCAUGGUUCACCACGGCCGCGCCAAUAACCCAAAGUAUCAUUCAAUCCCGAAGAACGAGACCCCCGAAGCCCACAUUGCAUACGUUCUCAACGAGGUCAUCCCAUCGCUUCUAUCGCCAGACGCUCGCCUCGACAUUAUCGGCAUAGGCCUCGGUGCCGACUACGCGACUAGAGUGUUAGACACACCCGACACGUGGUCUGCCCUCGGUCACCGCAUCAACACCUUAUCCCUGCUGGGUAGCACAACCAGCGUCGAUGAACUCUCUCACGAACCCCUUAAAGAGUUCCUCCCUCGCCGUGCUCGAGCGUACAUCACAGAUGAAGCGCCUGCACUUACACCCGUGGCACAACCCGGCGGCAAUCCAAACACGGCCUCCUUCACACAGCACGGCUGCACAGUCUACAGCUCCGGCGAAGUCUACCUCGUCGAGUGCAUGCUCGUCACCAGCCACGUCCCCAUGCUCGACUGGGUCCAGGAGGUCGCUCUCGCCGGCCCCGACUACCGCCACCCGGAGGUUGUCGCCGUCGACCCUCAUGUGCCGACAGAGGAGGAGUGGGCGGCGGGAGGAUUCGACGAGCAGUGGGAGAAUAUGCCCGAAUUUGCGAAGCCGAGUAUCGGAUAUGCCAUGGCGCUUGAAGACCAUGAGCAUUGCCAGGUCCUAGAGGGUAUUCAGAAGCUUGCGGUUGAAGAGAGUGAGAAGCAGAGCGAUGCUUGGGAGGAAUCCUGA
Messenger RNA from Colletotrichum scovillei, 1260 nucleotides. RefSeq names its product Arb2 domain-containing protein. Gene Ontology annotation, cellular component: nucleus. NCBI's taxonomy places the organism in Eukaryota, Fungi, Ascomycota, Sordariomycetes, Glomerellales, Glomerellaceae. The coding region runs from base 1 to 1260 and encodes 419 amino acids. Gene Ontology annotation, molecular function: siRNA binding. Gene Ontology annotation, biological process: regulatory ncRNA-mediated heterochromatin formation. The transcript has 3 exons. The record is from RefSeq and is a predicted model, not a curated record.